AUGUGUAAAACCGAAGGUUUAUCGGCAGAGGAAAUAAAUGAACUUUGCUCUUCACUGGGAGAAAGGUUCAAAGGCUGGAAGCAAAAAGAUGAGAUCAGAAGUGGAUUAAAAGGUGGGUUUUACUUGAUAGAUGAAGAUGGGGAUGGGGAUGGAGAUGGAGAUGGAGAUGGAGAUGGAGAUGGAGAUGGAGAUGGAGAUGAAGAUGAAGAUGGAGAUGAAGAUGAAGAUGGAGAUGAAGAUGGAGAUGAAGAUGAAGAUGAAAUAAGGCAUUGCACAGGUUUAUUUGUCACUGAAACUAAAAAUCAUUAUGAGUAUUAUGAUUCUGGAGGUACACAACUUCCUGAUAUCCCAGAUGUUCAUGUUUUAAGUAAUGAUAAACAAUAUCAGCAAGAAGGUAACAAUACAUGUGGACUACAUGCUGUGUAUUGCCUCAGACAACGAAAUGAGCUUGGAAGUAUGAAGAAAGUACAGGAAUCUUAUCCGACUGACAAAUUAGAAUUUCUCAAUCGAAAUGAAGAGCAUGUUCUUAAAUAUAGAAUGCCAAAAAUCUUACAAAGGCAUUAA
Messenger RNA from Lottia gigantea (owl limpet), 564 nucleotides. RefSeq lists its product as hypothetical. The record is from RefSeq and is a predicted model, not a curated record. The transcript has a single exon. NCBI's taxonomy places the organism in Eukaryota, Metazoa, Mollusca, Gastropoda, Lottiidae. Bases 1 to 564 code for a protein of 187 amino acids.